AUGGCGACGAAGGAAAAAUUACGCGUAGAUGGACUGGUUUUACCGGGAUUUUCGCCCCUUUUAGCUGAUGCCCGAAAGCGAUUAUUGGAUAUUGAGAAUUUACCCAUGAGAAAAGACGAUGUUCUCAUUAGUUCCUAUCCAAAAUCAGGCAACCACUGGAUGAAUGAAAUUGUACCUCGUCUUCUGAACUCCAUGCUGGAUUUUGACCAUAGAUUGAAUUACACGUUUCUGGAGUUCAUGCCGGAUCUGAUGGACCUGCAGGUUAUGCCUUCCCCAAGAGUUAUGACAUCUCAUCUUCCAUAUCAAUGUCUGCCAAAAGAACACAUUACAAACCGCGGAAAGAUGAUCCAUAUCAUACGGAACCCAAAAGACAUUGCAGUGUCCGCCUUUUAUCAUUUCAACAUAGACCCAACCGUCAAGGAUUAUGUGUGUCCUGAAUGGUCUGAAUUUCUGGAUGAUUUCCUACAUGGAGAAAUUUGUUAUGGAAGUUGGUUCGACAGAGAGCUUGAGUGGGAGAAAGCAGCACUGGUAAACCCCGAAAACAUACUGAUUCUUUAUUACGAGGAACUGAAAAUUAAUGGAUUACAAACGAUGAGGAGCCUCUCUGACUUCCUUGGAAUUCCACACAGCAGUAAAUUUCUGCAAGAUGUCUAUGAAAAAUGUUCUUUUGAUGAAGUGCAGAAAAGAAAAAUGGGAACUGAUGAUGAGUACAUUUAUAGGAAAGGGAUGGUGGACGAUUGGAAGUCACGCUUCACUAUCGCUCAAAAUGAGAAGACCAAUCAUGUGUUUAACGAAAGGAUGGGUGACUCGAAACUAAGAAUACGUAUGAAUACAUCCGGGAAACAUUGAGACAGUUUGCAGCUUCAGAACUGGUUGUUCAUUUCAGAAUCAUC
Molecule: messenger RNA, 893 nt
Organism: Ostrea edulis (European flat oyster)
Lineage: Eukaryota; Metazoa; Mollusca; Bivalvia; Ostreida; Ostreidae
Product: sulfotransferase 2A8-like
Exons: 5
Coding region: 1-849 (282 amino acids)
Biological process (GO): sulfation
Cellular component (GO): cytoplasm
Molecular function (GO): sulfotransferase activity
Source: RefSeq, a predicted model, not a curated record